Epithele typhae is the source of this 384-nucleotide messenger RNA. Its product is annotated as Prefoldin beta-like protein. Gene Ontology annotation, molecular function: protein folding chaperone. Gene Ontology annotation, biological process: protein folding. Lineage: Eukaryota; Fungi; Basidiomycota; Agaricomycetes; Polyporales; Epitheliaceae. The transcript has 4 exons. The record is from RefSeq and is a predicted model, not a curated record. Bases 1 to 384 code for a protein of 127 amino acids. Gene Ontology annotation, cellular component: prefoldin complex; cytoplasm.
AUGUCCUCCUCGAAAACACAACCCAAGGCAGUCCAGCAGAGGCCUUCCACGCAGGACAUCCAGCAGCAGUAUAAUCGAUACCAAAGCGACCUCCAGACCCUAGCGAGCAAGAUCGGCGAGUUCGAGCAGGAAGUUGAGGAACACAAUCUCGUACUUUCUACUCUCGAUGAAGCUCUGACAGAGGAGCCGGAUCGCAAGUGUUUCCGACUAGUGGGCGGUGUGCUUGUUGAACGCACAGUCCAGGACGUCGUCCCGGCCCUCCAGACCAAUCGCGAUGGGAUCCAGAAACUCAUCGCGAGUCUGACGGAGCAGUACAAAGGCAAGGAAGAGGAAUUUGAGACUUUCAAGCGAGACUUCAACAUUCGGCCCAUGCCCGCAAGCUGA